UUUUCUACCCUACAAGCUAUAAGAAGCCAUUUGGUGACAUUUAUUAAUUAUAUUCCUGAAAGCACAUGGACUAACAUUCAUUCUAUGCCCAGGGCUAAUCCAUGAGUUGCAUGGGUAACUUCACAAAGCCCAGCAUGGCUCCCAGAGUCGUCCUUUUGUCUCAGUCUGCUGUGCUGGCCACCCUGUGGCUGAUUAGCCUUUCUUUCCCAACUCUGUGGCCCCAGUCAUCAAUCAGCUGUUCCCAUAAGAGUCCCUGCCACGGGGCCCUACUCUCUGGCAACGAGAUUGUCCUGAAGUGUGAUCAUCCAGGGGCACUCUGGUAUUUCUCCUCCAUUCUCGAGGAGGCUCUCUUCCUGAUCAAUUCAAUGCAUAAUAUAAAGAACCUGCCUGGGGGCAGCCUGCAGUUGAUCAACCCUCAGCCUUCCCAGUCUGGCCUCUAUAGUUGCCAGGACAAUCACAAUACCCUCAUAGUGGAAUAUGAGAUUGACUUCCAAGAUGUCACCACCCUGCACAUUACACACAAAACUUUGGACCAACAGCCCCUGCAGAAUGAGACCCUGAUGCUAGGAGGCAAGGUGCUCAUCUUCACCCAGUGGGAGCCCUGGCAGGACUGUAACCACUGUGGGGUGCCCGGUGAGUGAAAGGGCCUGGGCUAUUGCUUCGUUGAGGAGCCCCAGGAGAAACUCAUAUCCUGUGGACUCUAUGUGAGAGAGGAGAAGCUGGCACACAGCCACUUGAGACCUGAGCUGCAGCUAGAAGCCUGUCUCAUACCCUAUGACCCUGCUAAGGAAAUGGAACAGCCAUACUUCAUCUUUGACAUUUACCAGCUGGGCAAGUUGACUGACAACAUGUGACUUACCUGGCCCUUGGCCUCCAUCUACAGUUGUGUAGGUCUGAAACCAUCGAGGAUAAGUUCCAGGGUGAGUCUGGCCAAAUGCAACCUGCAGUGGUCCCCACACAGGACAGAGACAUGACUGAGAGGCCCCAGACUUAAGGAGCCAGGCCUCUACUACUGCUGGAAGGAAAACAGCCAAGUGACCCAGUUCAAGAUUGACUUCCAAGAUGUCCACUCCCUGUACAUUACACACGAGAACCUGGACAAGAAGCCCUUGCAGAAUGAAAG
Molecule: messenger RNA, 1123 nt
Organism: Heterocephalus glaber (naked mole-rat)
Lineage: Eukaryota; Metazoa; Chordata; Mammalia; Rodentia; Bathyergidae
Product: protein FAM187B
Source: RefSeq, a predicted model, not a curated record